Messenger RNA from Tachyglossus aculeatus (Australian echidna), 1792 nucleotides. It is a transcript of the gene CBLN4, whose product is annotated as cerebellin 4 precursor. The transcript has 5 exons. Lineage: Eukaryota; Metazoa; Chordata; Mammalia; Monotremata; Tachyglossidae. The coding region runs from base 1 to 930 and encodes 309 amino acids. The record is from RefSeq and is a predicted model, not a curated record. Gene Ontology annotation, molecular function: protein binding.
AUGUCGAGGAAAAGGGUGGGGGUGCGGGGAGCGGCGGGCUUGGAGUCGCAGCCGGGGAGGCGGCGGCGGCGGCUGCUGCAAGUGUUGCUGCUCCCCUUGUUGCAGCCGCUGCAGCUGCUGCUGCUGCUGCUGCUGCCGCUGCAGCCGCUGGUUGGCCGGGCGGGAACGGGAGAGGCGAGCGUUGCAGCCGCCGUUGCAAUGGGUUUGGCCGCAGCCGUCGUCGGCAGCGUGGCGCCCGCCGGGAGGCUGGGGAGGCCGGAGCCCGGGGGGCGGGCGGCGCGGGGGGCGGUUGGCGUGCUGCUGCUGGCCCUCAGCCUGGCCGGCCCGCCCGCCGCCGUCCGGGCGACCAACGACACGGAGCCCAUCGUGCUGGAGGGCAAGUGCCUGGUGGUGUGCGACUCCAACCCGGCCACCGACUCCAAGGGCUCCGGCGCCGCCUCCUCCUCGUCGUCCUCGUCCCCCCUGGGCAUCUCCGUCCGCGCCGCCAACUCCAAGGUGGCCUUCUCGGCCGUGAGGAGCACCAACCACGAGCCGUCCGAGAUGAGCAACAAGACCAGGAUCAUCUACUUCGAUCAGAUCCUAGUAAAUGUGGGCAAUUUUUUCACAUUGGAGUCUGUCUUUGUAGCACCAAGGAAAGGAAUUUACAGUUUCAGUUUUCAUGUAAUUAAAGUCUAUCAGAGCCAAACUAUCCAGGUUAAUCUGAUGUUAAAUGGAAAACCAGUAAUUUCUGCCUUCGCUGGGGAUAAAGAUGUAACUCGUGAAGCUGCUACUAAUGGAGUCCUACUCUAUCUAGAUAAGGAGGACAAGGUGUAUCUGAAACUGGAGAAAGGUGUGGAGCAGCCAAUUCCUCUGUUAUUUGAAGAUCAUUUUAUCAUCAUUGGAUUGAUGUUUCUUUAUUGGUUUCUCAUGGGUGAAUAUGGAUUCUCUUGAAGGCUUUUGGGCCUUUCUGAACUACUCUGAAGUUUCAUAAAAUUCUGGUGUGUUUAAGUAUAUUUGGAUUAAGACAUAAAGCAGACAACACAUAUCUAUGCUUAAUGUAACGUUCUACAGCGGCCUGCAAGAUUUAUUCAGUUUUCCUUUACUGGACUUAUUGGAUUCAUUGGAGAAGUGGAAUUCUUUUGCUUUGAAACGACUGGCAACCAGGUUAUGAUUUAGGAAAAUUUCAGUUCUCACUUCAAUCAAGAAUUAGUGCGUUGCUGCCAAAGAACUGUAUAGUUACUGGUUAUCUUUGCCUUCUGAUCCCUUGGACUUAGUUUGUUUUGCUCACCCAGGGUUGUGGCUCAACAACUGGCUGUAUGUCUUCUCUACGUUUAGCGUACUGGAUGGUUCACCCAUAUAUUUAUCUCGAAUCAGUGAUCACAAACAUGGCUAUCCUAAAGGAAAUUAAUGCAUCACAGUUAUAUUUUAAUUGUACAAGUGAAAGAGUCCUAUUUUCCAAAUGAUAUUUUCUAAUAGCAAGAAUAGAUCAUAAUUCUAGAAACAAAUAAACAAAUAAAAUCCCUUGCUUACCAUUGGUAGAGGUGAUCACUCCGUAAAAUUCUGCAAAAUAGUUUCCCCCUGCGGGAAAUCUUACACUUUUAUUCUUCAAUUUUAAUUAACAUGAUUUAUAAUAACCACUUUAUUAAAAACCUAAGGGAUUCUUGCCUUAGACACAACCACUUUAUUAGCUGGAUAUGUGAUCCCCUUGUUUUUAAUUAUGUCUAUUUUUCAAGCCUUCUGUUGUGUUACAGGUAUCAUCUGGUUUUGCCUUAACUCAAAUGUAUAUAAUUGUUGAUCAUCUGUUUAGCUAAUA